AUGUUUAGUGAAUCGGAAAAUACUACAACUGCUUCUUCAUCAAGGAAAUCGGGAUCAUCUUCUAAAACUUCAAGCGAGAAAAUCUCAAUCAAUGAAUCAUCUCGUUCCAGCAUAAGAGAUUCAUUAUCAUCAUCUGAAGCGGCUACCAAGGUAAGUCAUGAAUAUUCUAAUGGUGUUUCAAUCAAUUUAGAUGUGUCGGCGAACAAUAAUCAUCAACAAAAUGAAAUUUCAACUGGAAACAGUUUGAACACAAGUUCAUCUUCUAUAAUAACAAAUACUUCGAUUGCUAUUAAUGAAGGUGUGUAA
Molecule: messenger RNA, 306 nt
Organism: Rotaria sordida
Lineage: Eukaryota; Metazoa; Rotifera; Eurotatoria; Philodinida; Philodinidae
Source: the annotation of a GenBank genome assembly